AUAAACAAGACGUCUCUCAUCCAUCCAACUGCUGCUGACGGCCACUCGGACAUGUGGAUUGUGCUGUGUUAGGCUGCACCGCGAAGCAACGAUCCCCCUCGCCGACGAACAUGUCUGCUUCUAUUGCUUCUACGACGACAUGAUUACGAUUCUUGCGAGGUCCAUCUUACCGUCCCGCUCUCCUCCGGCAUUGACGAAGGAUACGAUUGCAUGAUUUUCCUCGCGACAUUGGCAUAGCAAUUGCAUACGUUGGCUGGACACGAAAGACACCUCCUCCUGCCCACCUCCUCACCCCCCUCAAACCUCCACUAUGGCAGCCGCAAUCACCGCAGGUCACGCCGACCCAGAAACGCUCUACACCAAGCAAGCAUGCAUAGGAGGAGGCAGUUUCGGCAAAGUGUACAAAGGCGUGGACAAGCGAACAGGGCAAUCGGUCGCCAUCAAGAUCAUCGACGUGGAGAAUGCAGACGACGAGGUGGACGACAUCAUCCAGGAAAUCUCCAUCCUCUCGGGCCUCAGCUCGCCGUACGUCACGAGAUACUUUGGCUCCUACCUCAAGGGCUCCGACUUGUGGAUUAUCAUGGAGUUCUGCUCGGGCGGGAGUUGUGGGGACAUGUUGAAGCCGGGCCUCAUUCCUGAGGAUUACAUUUGCAUCAUUGUGCGAGAAUUGUUGUUGGGGUUGGAGUAUCUGCAUGCGGAUGGGAAGCUGCAUCGCGAUAUCAAGGCGGCGAACAUUCUCCUGGGCUCAAACGGACAGGUGAAACUGGCUGAUUUCGGAGUCUCUGGACAGCUGACGGCUACCAUGACGAAGAAGAACACGUUCGUGGGCACGCCCUUCUGGAUGGCACCCGAGGUCAUUAAGCAAUCGGGCUAUGAUCACAAGGCGGAUAUCUGGUCUCUAGGCAUCACUGCUCUGGAACUGGCGCUAGGAGAGCCGCCAUACAGCGACAUUCACCCCAUGAAGGUCCUCUUCCUUAUUCCGAAGAACCCUGCGCCCAUGCUGGAAGGCAAUUUCAGCAAAGACUUCAAAGACUUCGUGCACCGAUGUCUCCGAAAGGAACCAAAGGAGAGACCGAGCGCGCGUGAGCUGCUCAAGCACCCCUGGGUGCGAAAGGCGAAACGAACGACAUAUCUGACGGAGCUUAUUGAGCGACACGAGCGAUGGCAAGCAACGCAUGGCCAUGAGGGAGACUCGGAAGACGAAGACAUGCGAGAAGCGUCGUCUUCCCCUCGAGAUGGCGACGAGGAAGACCUGUGGGAUUUUGGCACAGUACGUCCUGUUGGAGGGAGACGUGGCAAUGGCGCUGUCGGCCUGCGAGCGAUGAAUGAAGCCGGCAUGAACGCGCGCAGCUCGCAAGCCCCCACAUCUCCGACCAAACGCUCAGUCUCGAACAAGGAGAAUGCAUUCUCCGGCGGUGUGAACGAAGAUCUGGAACGAGGGACGAUCAAGAGCUCGCUGAUGCCACCGCCUCCCCUGCCAAAGACCCCAUCUCCCACCAAAUCCGCUCCACCACUCCAAUCCCCAACCGCAGCAGCGCAAAUUCCACUCCCUCCCACUCCAUCCCGAAAACCACUGCCUUCCCUCGCUGCGACAGCACAAACCCCGCCGUCAACACGCCCUCAACAAAACCCGCACCCGCAAUCUCCCAAACCCCCAGAGACGCCUCAGACCCCACGCCUCCUCAACGACGACUUUAUCCAACAAUCCAUCGCGAGCGACAUGUCUCGCUACAUGAAAGGCUUGGCAAUCCACGAUAAGGCAGACCCCAGUCCUAUCGCCGCGUCGAGACUACACGAUACCGCUGCACCUGACCUCCCCCCUGCCUCCCACGUGGGCCUAGACCGCGCGCCUCCCACGACAACGCCAGGCUCCACUGUGGAGACGACGCCUCAACUGGCGCCCCCGGUCACGACACACUCCACCCGUCAUCAGAGUGGGGUGGUUGAUAGUGGCGUCGCCGACUCGGCUAGAACUGCAGAUUCCAGACUCCCGCCGCACUCCACGUCGUCGUCGUCGUCGUCGUCGGCGUCAAGCACCACUAGCACCCAACAACAGUCCUCGGCGACGACAACAGACCAGCAGCAGCAGCCCGCCACAGCCCUCAACUCCGUCGUCCUGCCCGCCCUCGAAGCAGCCCUCCACCGCCGCAGCUACAACCUCUCCCUCCUCAGCAAGCAAAUCGCCGCUACCGCAGCCACGAAUCCCACCUCCGAACAGCAACAACACGACCUCCUCCUCAAGCGCCAAGCCCACGAGCAAAUCCGCAAGUGCAUGGCCAAAGUGUCGCGCUUGUUCCGCGAAAUCGACCACUGGGACGGCGUGGCGCCGGUGAGGAUGGGCGAGGGCGUGGAGGGGGUGCUGGAGGGGUUUCUGGAGGAGAUCUUGUGCAGGGUUGAGGCGGAGGAUGCUUGAGGGCGACACUCGCGUCUUUUGUCACGUGUAGUUGUACUUGAUAUAGCAGAUUGAGAGGAGAGGGACGAGACCGUAGUCGGUUUACGCCUUAGUAGUUGACAGGUUUCGAUGCUGCCUGAAUGCAACAUUU
Messenger RNA from Neohortaea acidophila, 2543 nucleotides. RefSeq names its product kinase-like domain-containing protein. The record is from RefSeq and is a predicted model, not a curated record. NCBI's taxonomy places the organism in Eukaryota, Fungi, Ascomycota, Dothideomycetes, Mycosphaerellales, Teratosphaeriaceae. Gene Ontology annotation, biological process: protein phosphorylation. Gene Ontology annotation, molecular function: ATP binding; protein kinase activity. Bases 311 to 2413 code for a protein of 700 amino acids. The transcript has a single exon.